CCCGCCGCCGCCGCCAGCAUGAGAAUCGAAACGUGCUACUUUUGCUCGAGUCCCGUGUACCCGUCCAAGGGCAUCACCUUUGUGCGAAAUGACGCCAAGAGCUUCCGCUUCUGCAAGAGCAAGUGCCACAAGAACUUCAAGAUGAAGCGCAACCCGCGCAAGCUGGCAUGGACCAAGAGCUUCCGCCGCGCACAUGGCAAGGAGAUGACGGUCGACUCCACCCUCACCUUUGCCCAGCGCCGCAAUGUGCCUGUGCGCUACAACCGCGACCUGGUCCAGACAACGCUCAAGGCCAUGGGCCGCAUAUCCGAGAUCCGGGCACGAAGGGAGCGUGCCUUUUACAAGGCCCGCAUGCGCGGCAACAAGCAGCGACAGCGUGAAGAGGACCGCAAGCUGGUCAUGGAAAACCAGCACCUGCUGCCCCCGAGCGAGAGGUUCUCCAAGGAGGAGCUGGAGCAGCAACAGAUGGAGCCCCAUGUUCAGACGGUCAAGGACAAGGUGGCUGCCCGGAGAAAGGAGCUGGAGGCCCAAGAGAGCGAGCUUAGCGAUGCCGAGGAAGAGAUGCUGCCCAAGACGAAGAGCAAGAGGAAGAUGAAGAUGAAGCUUGGCGGUCGCGGUGUUGAGGCCAUGGACAUGGAUGAGUAGCCAGUCAUUCAACAAAAGACGGCGACACCUGCUGGUUGGCGACUGAAAUCUGCUGGGCCUGGCAGGUUGAGACUGUUCCCGGAGUCUGGCGUCACAUUAU
This is a messenger RNA of Exserohilum turcica Et28A, 745 nucleotides long. RefSeq lists its product as uncharacterized. The record is from RefSeq and is a predicted model, not a curated record. NCBI's taxonomy places the organism in Eukaryota, Fungi, Ascomycota, Dothideomycetes, Pleosporales, Pleosporaceae. The transcript is spliced from 4 exons. Gene Ontology annotation, cellular component: nucleolus. Gene Ontology annotation, biological process: ribosomal large subunit biogenesis. The coding region runs from base 19 to 645 and encodes 208 amino acids.